Messenger RNA from Capsaspora owczarzaki ATCC 30864, 2284 nucleotides. RefSeq lists its product as hypothetical. NCBI's taxonomy places the organism in Eukaryota, Filasterea, Ministeriida, Capsasporidae. Gene Ontology annotation, molecular function: acetyl-CoA transmembrane transporter activity. Gene Ontology annotation, cellular component: membrane. The record is from RefSeq and is a predicted model, not a curated record. The coding region runs from base 126 to 2192 and encodes 688 amino acids. The transcript is spliced from 5 exons.
CCGCCACAGUGCAGCGACGCUCAGCAGCAUCCGCGUCGUCGUCGACCAGCAACAGCAACAGCUACAGCAACAAUAGCAACUCGAUUGCUGCUGGAUCGAGUCGCUCGGCGUCCUUCAUUGCGACAAUGUCACAGAGCAGUGCAGUGAGCUCCGUCCUGUCCACUGAGCUCGCUGGGACGACGGGGAAUGCGUUCUUGGGGGGAAGCGGCCUCGACGCGUACGCUCCGUCCCUCGUCUAUCUGGGCGCAGGUGCUGAAGGCGAUCUCCAACAGCAACAACAACAACAACAGCAACAAGAACAACAACAACAACAGACCGCCGGUGCCAGGGCUGCAGGGGCAACCGGAGCAGUGGAGGAGCAGCUGCAGGACGACGACCAGCAGUUCCACCCGAGCGCACUCCAUGCGUGGCAGGCUGCGACGACCAAGUUUGCGCAAGCUGCUGAUCACCAUCAGCGCGGAAAGCAUCACGGCAAUCACAGCAGCAGUAGUGAUGGCUCGAGUGGCAGUAGCAAUGGCAAUGGCUAUGACCGCUUUACGAGCGAGAGCACGGCGCUGACAGUCGUUCCAAGCGACCCUUCGUCUUUGUCUGCCGUCCCCACUCACCCAGCAGCGCUGGGACGCCGCCAGCACUCGCAUUAUUACGCGCCAGGACCGUUGCAAGUGCUCGACCGGUUUGGCCGGCUGGGCGAUCCGGGACAUAUGGUGCUGCUCGUGCUGCUCUACGUGCUCCAAGGAGUGCCGCUCGGGCUGGUCGGCGCGUCCAUCCCGUUCCUGCUCCAGCAGCGCGCGUCGUACACGGAUCUCGCCGUGUUCAGUCUCGCGGGUUAUCCGUACAGUCUCAAGCUGCUCUGGUCGCCCAUCGUCGACUCGGUCUACUGGGCGCCCCUCGGACGCCGGAAAACGUGGAUUCUGCCCACGCAAACACUGCUUGCCGUGCUGUUUGUGUACCUGGGCUCGACCAUCGAGGCCACGCUAGCACAGCCAGACCUCUCGUUCGGCUGGCUCUCCGUGACCUUCUUUGUGGUGAUUAUGUGCGCUGCCACGCAAGACAUUGCCGUCGACGGUCUCGCCAUCGAAGUCUUGUCCCCCGCGAAACGAGCGUACAGCUCGACCUGCCAGUCCAUCGGCCUCACAGCUGGCUACUUUAUCUCGUUCACCGUGUUCCUGGCAUUCAACUCUGUCGACUUUUGCAACAGCUACUUUCGGUCCCAGCCGCAGGAUUGGCCAAUCAUUCAGCUCGGCCCGUUCAUGAUGUUUUGGGGUGUCAUGUACGCCACCGUGACUGGGUAUCUGGUGCUCGUCUAUCAGGAGCCGCCUAUGCCUGCUUCCACCCACGAGCAAAUGUCGAUUAGCUUUGUCUACAUGCAACUCCUGAGCAUUGUUCGAUCGAAGCAAAUGCGGGUGCUCAUCUCCGUGCUCCUUGUGCAAAAAAUCGGCUUUCUCGCCAGCGAUGUCGUGUCAAUGCUCAAGUUGGUCGAAAAGGGGUUUGACAAGACGGAUCUUGGCCUCGUGGCGUUGAUUGACUUUCCGUGUCAGCUAAUUCUUGGCAUUUACGUUGCACGGUGGACAUCAGGCAGCCAGCCCUUGAAGCCGUGGCUUUCUGCUUUAUACGGCCGUCUCUUCCUGUCUCUGGCCGGAGUCAUGAUUGUCUGGUCGUAUCCCUCUGGACCCGCGAGCGGCGGCUUUUUCACGCUUAUCGCAGUUGCCACCAUGCUGCUUUCCAUCACUUCCACCGCCAUGUUUGUGGCUCAGGGAGCAUUCUUUGCACGAAUUUCAGACGCCUCUAUCGGUGGCACGUACAUGACGCUACUCAACACAGUGUCCAACUUUGGUGGAACGUGGCCAAAGUUUUUCAUUCUGCGCUCGGUCGACAUGCUGACAGUCUCGCAUUGCGAAGUGCCAGACAGUCUCAAGGGCGCGGUCGACUUUGUGCCUUCCAGCUGCGUGAGCCACGACGACAAGCAGGCUUGCCACAACAUUGGAGGCUCCUGCGUCAUUGAUUCGGACGGAUUCUACUUUGUUGCCUGGAUUUGCUUUGUACUGGGAGCAGUAGUCCUGUUUGGCUUUGUUCGCCGAGUUGCGCCGUACCUCGAGUCUGCGGAUUGGCGGCCUUCCUCUGCCGCCACCACGAGUCUUCCCUCCUUCAACGCAUCUCACAAGGAUGAAUCCACGGCGGACCGCAAGUUGUGAAUGGUGCAAUGCUGUAUCUCCUGUAUUUAUUUCAGUCCUUGAACAAGAGUAAAAAUCCUUUUUGUUGGCAGUCUUCAAAAGCUGGCCUUUCC